CGUACAUAUAUACCAUUCGCCUCCUCUCCUUUCCUACCACUUUCCUUUGCUUUCCUUGACUGUCAUAUAUUUCCUACUCGUCUCUACCGUCCCAAAAGUUCGGGGUGCAAAGGCUAUUGUCUUCGUAAUUCUUACUGUCGCUCUCUCACGUGCCUGUGUUUGUUCCUGGGUGGCUCUAUCCCUUUCCAACCAUCGACAUAUUCCUGCCAGCAGCCAUCCAGACUCCCCCGUUUGUCCCAGUGCCUGACUCAUCCUCGCCAGCGCCCGAUUCCUCAUCACUGACAACAUGCAACCCAAAGCUGUCGAGAAGAAUACGCCGGCCAACGGGCAGUCUACGAAUGGACACUCGAACGGCGACGAUAUGGCCACCCCAUCCACGAUACGGCAGAAGUUCCUCACCUCCCCCUCAGACCUAGGCGUUGUUCUUGUCGGCUUCUCCGGCGGCCAAUGCAAGCCCGGCGUAGAUGCUGCUCCGACAGCCCUCGUUUCCGCAGGCAUACUCGACCAGAUGCGCGAUGAACUUGGAUACACUCUUCAUGGCGAUGAGUCGGUGCAAGAUUACAACCAGCUACGCCCUCAGUCAGACCCAGACCACCGAGGAAUGAAGAACCCGCGUGCAGUUUCGGCUGUGACGCAGGGUCUGUCUCAGCAGGUCUACAACCAAGCCCGUGAAGGAAGAAUGGUGUUGACACUGGGUGGUGAUCACAGUAUAGCCAUUGGGACAAUCGCAGGCACUGCGAAAGCCAUCCGAGAGAGAUACAACGGACGCAAAGAUAUUGGUGUCAUCUGGGUCGAUGCUCAUGCGGAUAUCAACACACCUGAGACAAGUGACAGUGGAAAUGUACAUGGCAUGCCUGUUGCUUUCCUUACUGGCCUCGCAAAAUCCGAAGAGAGAGAUAUUUUCGGAUGGCUCGAAGAAGAUCAGCGUCUCAGCACUGCGAAACUAGUCUACAUUGGUUUGCGUGAUGUGGACAGGGGAGAGAAGAAGAUACUGCGAGACAACGGAAUCAAAGCAUUCAGUAUGCACGAUAUCGAUCGCCAUGGAAUUGGUCGGGUGGUUGAGAUGGCUUUGGCACAUAUUGGUGCAGACACUCCAAUUCAUCUGAGUUUCGAUGUGGAUGCCUUGGAUCCAAUGUGGGCUCCCAGUACUGGAACGCCCGUCCGAGGAGGAUUGACAUUGCGGGAGGGUGACUAUAUCGCCGAGUGUGUACAUGAGACUGGUCAGCUUGUUGCCAUGGACCUAGUCGAGGUGAACCCAAGCCUCGAGGUGGCAGGAGCCAGUGAGACAGUUAGAGCCGGUGUCAGUCUCGUCAGAUGUGCAUUGGGAGAUACACUGCUAUGAUGGAUGAUACGAGUCAAUUAGGUCAAGUGUUGCGGUUUUGGCACGACGACGCUGGUCCAUUUCCGAUGAGCAACACGAGACGCAACUGAGGUUACGAAUUUCUUUUGGUGCAGUGUGUCCAGAUAUGGAUAUGAACGUGGUCGUUUCAGUGCCUACAGGAUGAAGAAAGCAUUGCUGGAGUAUGAUGGUUGAAGGCUACACUUUCGUCAGUCUUUCGGGAUGGGCAUUAAAAAGGAAAAGAAAUCAAUAUCAGUAGAUAUGAUAGGAUAUAUAUCCAUGGUUAUGCAUGCCUCUCUACAGAAUAUUCUGUUUCCAUUAAC
Messenger RNA from Exophiala oligosperma, 1662 nucleotides. RefSeq names its product arginase. The record is from RefSeq and is a predicted model, not a curated record. Lineage: Eukaryota; Fungi; Ascomycota; Eurotiomycetes; Chaetothyriales; Herpotrichiellaceae. Gene Ontology annotation, cellular component: cytoplasm; cytosol; nucleus. Gene Ontology annotation, molecular function: manganese ion binding; arginase activity. The transcript has a single exon. Bases 287 to 1342 code for a protein of 351 amino acids.